Calidris pugnax (ruff) is the source of this 1470-nucleotide messenger RNA. RefSeq names its product phosphoribosylformylglycinamidine synthase (gene PFAS). The transcript has 11 exons. The record is from RefSeq and is a predicted model, not a curated record. Lineage: Eukaryota; Metazoa; Chordata; Aves; Charadriiformes; Scolopacidae. The coding region runs from base 1 to 1470 and encodes 489 amino acids.
AUGGGGACACGUCCCCUCAGCGUGGUGGGGACCAUCACGGGGGACGGGAGGAUUGUGCUGGUGGACGACUUGGAGAAGCCGGUGCCCGAGGGGGGGUCCCACGAGGGGCUCCCCACCCCCGUCAACCUGGAGCUGGAGUGGGUGCUGGGCAAGAUGCCCCGCAAGGAGUUCGUGCUGCAGCGGGUGGCCCCCACCCUGCGUCCUCUGGCCCUGCCCCCGGGGCUCACGGUGCGACAGGCGCUGGAGCGGGUCCUGCGGCUACCGGCGGUGGCCAGUAAGCGCUACCUCACCAACAAGGUGGACCGCUCGGUGACGGGGCUGGUGGCCCAGCAGCAGUGCGUGGGGCCCCUGCACACACCGCUCGCCGACGUGGCCGUGGUGGCCCUGUCCCACUUCGACACGGUGGGGGCGGCCACCGCCCUGGGCGAGCAGCCCAUCAAGGGCCUCUUGGACCCGGCCGCCGGCGCCCGAUUGGCCCUCACCGAGGCCCUCACCAACCUGGUCUUCGCCCGCAUCACCGACCUCCGGGACGUGAAGUGCUCGGGGAACUGGAUGUGGGGCGGCAAGACGGGGGCGGAGGGGGGCGCUCUGGUGACGGCCUGCGAGGGGCUGGUGGGGCUCCUGCACCGCCUGGGGGUGGCCAUCGACGGCGGCAAGGACUCGCUCAGCAUGGCGGCCCGCGUGGGCACCCAAACCGUCAUGGCGCCCGGCACCGUGGUGGUCUCGGCCUACGCCGUGUGCCCCGACAUCACGGCCACCGUCACCCCCGACCUCAAGUGUCCCGACGGCAAAGGAGCCCUGCUGUGGGUGCAGCUGAGCCCCGGGAAGCACCGUUUGGGGGGCAGCGCCUUGGCCCAGGUCUUCUCCCAGUUGGGGGACCAGUGCCCCGACCUGGAGCACCCCGAAAUCUUGGCCAGCGCCUUCCGCGUCACCCAGAGCCUCAUCCAAGAGGGGGCGCUGAGCGCGGGCCACGACGUGAGCGACGGGGGGCUCCUGGGCUGCGUCCUGGAGAUGGCCUUCGCCGGCAACUGUGGCCUCCACAUGGACGUGGCCACCGUUCCCCCCGGCACCUCCACGCUGGCCGUGUUGUUCGCGGAGGAGCCGGGGUUGGUGCUGGAGGUGCCGGUGGCCACCAGCGUGGCCGUCUGUCGCCGCUACCAGGAGGCCGGCGUGUCCUGUGUCCCCAUCGGCCACAGCGGCCCCUACGGGCCCGAGGCCACGGUUGAGGUGGUGGUGGCAGGGACAUCCCUGUUCUCAGAGCCCGUGGGGGACCUUCGGGCGGUCUGGGAGGAGACCAGUUUCCAACUGGAGCGGCAACAGGCGGCCCCGGAGUGUGUGGCCCAGGAGGAGGCUGAUCUGCGUCGGCGCCAAGGACCUUCCUUCACCCUCACCUUCGACCCCUACGAGGAGCCCCCCCUGCUCCGGCAAAUGGAGUCCCCGGGGCCAUGGGUGGCCACUGGGGGUCUGUAG